AUGUCUGAUACCCCCAUUCUGUCAAUCGAAGUAGUUAAGAAAUGGAAACGAGCUAAUGUUGUUGAUUUUUUGAAAGAGAAAAAAGAAGAGUUAGAACUUGAAAAUGAGGAUAUCCAGAUAAUUGAUAACAAUAUGGUUAGUGAUUGUGCCUUCCUAGAGUUAAGUCAAGAAGAUCUUGAGAGAUGGAAAAUGCCAGGUGGACCAGCAAAAACCAUAACAAUAUUGAUUGAGAAUAUUAAAGGUGAAACGAGAGGUCAUGAACAAGAAUGCAAAAUUGAGGAUUCCUUGUAUUUUUCGAUUCUCAACAUGCUCAAGACUAAACCUGAAUUCAUUCCAUCCUGCUUGGAUUUAUUGAAUUACCUUCAACAACCAUUUGCCAAGCCGAUCGAGGUUAACCCAACUUUGUAUGAUUUUUAUUUGAGGUCGAAACUUCCUCUAGAGACUUUGAAUCAAUUUUUUGUGAGUUCAGAUAAAGCAUCCAGUAGAUUGUGGACCGAAUAUAUUGUACACAUUGCCUGCCCUCCUGAGACCAGUGCCACCGAAGAUUCAUUCCAUGGGUUUUGGGACGCACUUAUUGUCAAACCUUUUAAAAUUGGAUGGGAGGAAAAGGGACCUGAAACUAAUGAUGAUCCAGCAAUGGAACUAAUCUUGAAAUUAACAUGGACGUAUGGAAAUUGUCCCUACAUCUUUGGGUACUAUGCAAUUGCCACUAGGGUGACGUACUGCUAUUUGUAUCUCGAGGGAAACAGCAUUGAACGGAAGGACUUGUUGACUUGUUUACUGGAUAAAGUGGAGGGACGCAUACAAGCCUUCAAUAUCGGAAGAAACAUUGGUCGAUUAUUACACUUACUUCGCCAAACUGUGCCAGAGUAUUUUCAGCGGGAAUUUGUUGUUCUUCAUCGAACGAGCGGUAAAGUGAUUGAAUUUAUGCAAAAUACAGUUGUGAAACGUUAUCCUUCAGUGGAUUCUGUCAUGAACCUUAAGACCCUUUAUGAUGAAAUGGCCAAGCAUCAAGUUCCUUUCAUUGAUUCCCUCAAUCACGUCAAUAUGGAGGAAGGAUCAACUCCAUUCAUGAUUUUUUUACCAAAGGGCAUGAUGUGUAAACCACGAUCAAAGGAACAACUAAUCAAAGCAUUGUGUUGUGUUUUGACUGCCCUUAAGGCUCUCCACAAAAUGAAAAUCAUGCAUCGCGAUCUCCGUUGGGAUAACAUGUUAAAGUCCAUAGAUCGAGACAGUUGGUUCAUUAUUGAUUUCGAUGACGCGUGCCAUGUUCCUUCAAAUAUUCCUAACACACAAUUAGCUAAAGAAAGUCAUGCACCUGAGAUUUUUGAAUUCCAUCACAAUGAGAGUGUUGAUAUUUGGUCUGUCGGAUAUUUGAUUCGGACGGCCUCUGUUGAGCUUCAAGAAUUGGAUGAAUUGAAAGUUUAUGCAAGAAUGAACUUGAUGGCAAAGGAUAAAAUUAAUAGACCAACAGCCAAAGAUGCUUUGCGGUGGCUUUGGAGCAAAUAUAGAGAUGUUCUCAAAGAUUUUUUGGAAGAGGAGGAAAUGGAAGAAUCAUAA
Molecule: messenger RNA, 1560 nt
Organism: Entrophospora sp. SA101
Lineage: Eukaryota; Fungi; Glomeromycota; Glomeromycetes; Entrophosporales; Entrophosporaceae
Source: the annotation of a GenBank genome assembly